Messenger RNA from Sclerotinia borealis F-4128, 1068 nucleotides. NCBI's taxonomy places the organism in Eukaryota, Fungi, Ascomycota, Leotiomycetes, Helotiales, Sclerotiniaceae. The record is from the annotation of a GenBank genome assembly.
AUGGCAACCAAAAAUGACUUUCCCGAUUUUAAUGGAUUCAUCAACAAAGGACGUGAGCGUCGUAAGGAUGAGCUUCUGGCAAAUAAAUUCUUGAGCAAGAACCGUCGGGCAAGUGCGCCAGGAGUAACAAAUAAUCGCAAGCCAGGGACUGGUCCUUCACUUGCCAGUAGAAUGGGCGUUGGAAAGCGCGGCGCGGCUGUGUUCAAACCUGCACCUAAACAGAAUUCCAAACCGGCUGUCGGAAACGUUGAUGCGGAAUGGACGCACGAUCUCCACCCUUUAAACAAUCCAGGCGCUUCUCGAGGCUCUCAAAUCCCUCCUCGUGGCCCAAGAGAUAUCAAUACGCGCACGCGCAACGAUCGACUUGCGAAAGCUUUCAAUGGCUCUGCAUCGACACCGAACUUGAAUGCUCAAUAUAAUAUCGUUGGAAAGUCGAAGGCGCCCACUGGAAGUUUGUCCAUCAAGGGACUCGCAGGACCAUAUAUUGUAUUGGCGGAGAAUUUCGCGCAAGGCACUUCGGCACAAGACAUCGAGAGUGCGAUGGCGCCAGUUGGUGGAGCUCCUUUGAGCUGUCGCCUCCUCUCAGAUUACCCAAAGGUCAUUGCAGAGAUUAUCUUUGAUUCUAAAGAUGGAGCUGACAAUGUUAUCGAGACCUUCAACAAUCAAGAGGCGGAUGGAAACUUGUUGUACGUUUAUCACAAGUCUGCAGCUCUUGCGCAAACGCCCAAACUUGCCAACCAACGUUCCGUACCUCGAUCGAUCGUUCCUACGGGUCCAAAGGCGGGUCGUUUCGAUCGCAGUUCCGGUAGCGACAAUCAUGAUUCACGAUACCGAACCUCAGACAGCUCACGAAGCUCUCGCGAUGAUGUUAUCGAUGGUUCCCACGGUUUCGACGAUCGCAUGGACACCGACGAUCAGGAUGAGGGUAGGCAUAACAACAACGGUAGAAGUCAAGGGCUUUAUAGCGACAACCUUGUGGGAGGUCGUAACAGUAACAACAACAUCAGCCGUAAUGGCAAUAACUGGAACGGCGCACGAGGAAACGAUAGAAGCCGUGGCUACAGAUGA